AUGUCCUCCUCCCUCCUCCGCACGACGCCUCUCCUGCGCGCCGGCCUUCGCGCCCGUGCCGCAAAGCCUCUCGCCGCCAUGGCCACCACAAGCUUCACCCGCGGCAAGGCCACUCUCCCCGAUCUGCCGUACGACUACGGCGCGCUCGAGCCCUACAUCUCCGGCCAGAUCAUGGAGCUUCACCACUCCAAGCACCACCAGACCUACGUCAACGGCUUCAACGCCGCCGUCGAGGCCCUCGCCGAGGCUGAGGCCAAGGGCGACUCCAAGGCUGCCGCUUCUCAGGCCCCUCUGCUCAACUUCCACGGCGGUGGUCACGUCAACCACUCCCUCUUCUGGGAGAACCUCGCCCCCAACGGCAAGGGCGGUGGUGGUGAGCCCGAGGGCAAGCUCCUGACUGCCAUCAACCAGGACUUUGGCUCCUUUGAGAACCUCAAGAAGCAGACCAACGCUGCCCUCGCCGGCAUCCAGGGCUCCGGCUGGGCCUGGAUCGUCAAGGACAAGGCCUCCGGCAACCUCACCCUCGUCACCCGCGCCAACCAGGACCCUGUCACCGGCAACUUUGAGCCGCUGCUGGGCAUCGACGCCUGGGAGCACGCUUACUACCUCCAGUACCAGAACCGCAAGGCUGAGUACUUCAGCGCCAUCUGGGAUGUUAUCAACUGGGGAACCGUUGCCAAGCGAUUCGGACAGUAG
Messenger RNA from Trichoderma aggressivum f. europaeum, 696 nucleotides. RefSeq lists its product as uncharacterized. The transcript has 3 exons. NCBI's taxonomy places the organism in Eukaryota, Fungi, Ascomycota, Sordariomycetes, Hypocreales, Hypocreaceae. Gene Ontology annotation, molecular function: superoxide dismutase activity; metal ion binding. The record is from RefSeq and is a predicted model, not a curated record. Gene Ontology annotation, cellular component: mitochondrion. Gene Ontology annotation, biological process: superoxide metabolic process. Bases 1 to 696 code for a protein of 231 amino acids.